AUGGAUUACAUGCCUGAUACCAGUACUGCUGCUGGCGCCGCAAAGGCUGCUGAUCGUAGCAAGCGUCGCUCAUUAACUGCUCUUCAAAAGCCUAAGCGUGUUCGUAUUGGUGAGAAGGAAUCUGAAGAGGCUAAGCAAACUUUGAACAAAUUACUGGCAGCCACUGACGAGGCUGAAAGAAAGGAAUUGGCUGAACAAUGUGCUGCCUUUGCCAACCACUAUGGUGUUCGCGCCCUCAAGGCCUGCCAUCUCUGGGCUGCUAUUUCUACUGAGCUCUUUGCAAAGAAGAUCCGUACUCCUCAAGCUCUGGGUGCUCUUGAAUUGACUCAAGCUUUGAUCACCUCCAAUGCUCUUUUGCGUGGUCAACUUGAGCCUCAUUUAGUAACCUUGUUGACACCUCUUUUGGAUCUCCAAGGCGGUAAGGACAAGAACAUUGCAGACAUCUCUGGCAAUCUUGCCCGCAAUUUGGUCAAGGCUUUCAACCCCAUCGCUACUCGCCACGUCGUGUCUUACUGUUUGGAGGGUCUUGAGAACUCUAAAAAAUGGCCUACCAAGAUGCUCUCUCUUGAGAUUAUUGAAAUUUUGGCUGCUGUCAACCCCAUGCAAAUCUUGGUCUGCUUGCCCAUCAUCAUUCCCGUUGUUUCUGAUUGUAUGUGGGAUACCAAGCCCGAUGUCAAGGCCGCUGCUACCAAAUGUAUGACUACAAUCACUGCUCUUUUGGACAACAAGGAUAUUGAGCGCUUUAUUCCUGCUGUUAUUGAGUGUAUCAACAAGCCUGAAAGCGUCCCAGAGACUAUUCAUCAAUUGGGUGCUACCACUUUUGUUCAAGAAGUCGAUGCUGGUACCCUUGCCUUGAUGGUCCCUCUUUUGAGUCGUGGUCUCAAGGAACGUCAAACUGCCAUCAAGCGUAAAUCUGCCUUGAUCAUUGAUAACAUGUCCAAGCUUGUCGAUGAUCCUGAAGUCGCUGCUCCCUUUUUGCCCAUCUUGUUGCCUGGUCUCGAGCAUGUCCACGAAACUGUUGCUGACCCCGAGUGUCGUGGUGUUGUCAAGAAGGCUAUCGAUACUCUGAAGCGUAUUGGCGGUGGCGCUGAUACUAGCACCAUCUUGAGUAAUGACGAGAAGCGUGAAAAGGUCUAUAGCACUUUGGACAAGCUCAUGCCCACCAAGCUCGAAGGUUUCUUUGCUCCUGUUCGCAAGUACAUGGCUAAGCUUGCUUUGGCUCUCGUUUUGGCUCGUGAUUUUGACCGUAAUGCUUGGGUUGCUUCCAUGUCUCCUCAUGCUGCUACUUGGCUUUUGGUCACUGGCCGUGAACACGAAGAUGGAAGCGAAGAACUCGACGCUUCUGCUGAAAAGCUUGCUUUGGCUGCUCUUUCUUCUUGUGAAGAAGCAAUUGCUCCCAAGAACACUGAAGAGGAUGAACUUGAGGAAGGUGAGGAACUCUGUAACUGCGAGUUCUCUCUUGCUUAUGGUGCCAAGAUUUUGUUGAACCGUACUCACUUGCGUUUGAUGCGUGGUCGUCGUUAUGGUCUCUGUGGUGCCAAUGGCUGUGGUAAGUCCACUUUGAUGCGCGCUAUUGCCAACGAGCAAGUCGAAGGUUUCCCUCCUCGUUCCGUCUUGAAGACUGUCUAUGUUGAACACGAUAUCGAUGGUUCUGAAGCUGAUACUGGUCUUGUUGAUUUCAUUGAUGCCUCUGAGGGUGUUGAAUGUCACGAUAAGGCUGAAAUUGCUCGUAUUCUCAAGAACUAUGGCUUCACUGACGAAAUGGUCAACCAUCAAGCUAUUGGCUCUCUCUCUGGUGGUUGGAAGAUGAAGCUUGCUCUUGCCCGUGCCAUGUUGAUGAACGCUGAUAUUCUCUUGUUGGAUGAACCUACCAAUCACUUGGAUGUGGUUAACGUUGCUUGGUUAGAAAACUACCUCUUGGGUCUCAAGACUGUCACUUCCAUUAUUGUCUCCCACGACUCUGGUUUCUUGGAUCACGUCUGUACUGACAUUAUCCAUUAUGAGGGUAAUUACAAGUUGAAGCGUUACAAGGGUAACUUGUCAGAGUUUGUCAAGAAGGUGCCUCGUGCUGCUGCUUACUACUCUUUGGGUGCUGCUCAAACCGUCUUCAGAUUCCCUGAACCUGGAUAUCUCGAAGGUAUCAAGACUAAGGAGCGUGCUAUCUUGAAGAUGAAGAAUGUUGAUUUCCAAUAUCCCGGCUCUUCCAAGAAGCAAUUGGUGAACAUUUCCAUGCAAUGUUCUCUUGCCUCUCGUGUUGCUGUCAUUGGUCCCAAUGGUGCUGGUAAGUCCACUUUGAUCAAGUUGCUGACUGGUGAACUUGAGUCUGAAAUCGGUACCGUCUGGAAGCAUCCCAACUUGCGUAUUGCUUAUGUCGCUCAACACGCUUUCCACCAUAUUGAAAAGCAUUUGGACUCUACUCCCAAUCAAUACAUUCAAUGGCGUUAUGCUACUGGUGAAGAUCGCGAAGAGCUUGACAAGAACGAUCGUAUGCACGGUGAAGCCAACAAGAAGGUCAUGCAACAAGUCUUUGUUAUUGAUGGUGAAAAGCGUACUGUUGAGGAACUCGUUGGCCGUAGAAAGCUCAAGCAAUCUUAUGAAUACGAAGUCUCUUGGGUUGGUCGUUCUUCUGUUGAUAACACUUGGAUCUCCCGUCAAAAGCUCGAAGAUAUGGGUUUCGGUAAGAAGAUUGCUGAAGUCGAUUCCGCUGAAGCUGCCAAGAUGGGUCUCAACCGUCCUUUAACUGCCAAGGAAAUUGAGAAGCAUUUGGAUGAAGUCGGUCUUGAGCCUGAGUUCGCCUCUCACUCUCACAUCCGUGGUCUCUCUGGUGGCCAAAAGGUCAAGCUUGUCAUUGGUGCUGCCAUGUGGAACAAGCCUCACAUGUUGGUUCUUGACGAACCUACCAAUUAUUUGGAUCGUGAAUCUCUUGGUGCUCUUGCCACUGCUAUUCGUGAAUACGGUGGUGGUGUUGUCAUUGUUACUCACAACCGUGAAUUCUCUGAGGCUCUUUGUAACGAAGUUUGGAAGGUGGAUGACGGUCAUUUGACUCCUUCAGGCCAUAACUGGGUUUCCGGCAAUGGUUCAACUGCAGUGAAGGAAGAGGAAGAAGGCGACCAAGUUGAUGCACAGGGUAACAUCAUCAAGGCCACUCAAAAGAAGAAGAAGUUGACUUCCAAGGAGCUCCGUAAGAAGAAAAAGGAUCGUAUGGAGCGUCGCAAGCGUGGUGAGGAAGUGUGGACCACCGAUGAAGAAUUGUAA
This is a messenger RNA of Mucor velutinosus, 3255 nucleotides long. RefSeq lists its product as uncharacterized. Gene Ontology annotation, molecular function: translation elongation factor activity; ATP binding; ATP hydrolysis activity. Lineage: Eukaryota; Fungi; Mucoromycota; Mucoromycetes; Mucorales; Mucoraceae. The coding region runs from base 1 to 3255 and encodes 1084 amino acids. The record is from RefSeq and is a predicted model, not a curated record. The transcript is spliced from 2 exons.